Messenger RNA from Gasterosteus aculeatus aculeatus (three-spined stickleback), 9040 nucleotides. The record is from RefSeq and is a predicted model, not a curated record. Lineage: Eukaryota; Metazoa; Chordata; Actinopteri; Perciformes; Gasterosteidae.
AACCUAUCAACAUUUUUGAACUUGAUAAAAGUUCAGUGACGGCCAAACCACUUUCUAGAAAGAGUAGUACCGAGAAUGAAGAAAGCCCAGUUAGGAGAACAACCCUUCCAAAAGUAUUCGCUGAAAUACCUCAAGAUAUUUCUGAAACCAUUCCCUGCUCUAGAUUCAAGAAAGCUCUUCCAGUCAUCAGACACAGACAAAGCACUGAUGAAGAGGUGGAGAGCAUCACAGAAUCCCUGUCAAAGGGAUCGUCCAGUGUUCAGGUAUCUAGUUUUACCCCGGGAUCUUCACCCACUUCUGCCUCAUCUCUGGAGGAGGACAGUGACAGCAGCCCCAGACACAGGAAAAUCCGUGGGGAAAAGCAGCUUCGCAAAGGAAGACACAGGCAGCCAACUCAGCCUCUCCCAACCAUUGAAAACUCCUCUGAGGAAGAGAAAAUGAGGGGGGGUGAGAAGCCUAGAAAAGAAAAAGAAGAACUUAAAUCCCAUGGGACUUCCCUGUUUCCCACCAAAGAUACUUCCUCAACAGAGAAUCUGAAGCAGAUCACAACAAUGGACGAAACCAGUAGAUCUGGUUCUGAGUACUCUGCUAGUAUAGAAUCCGAGCCAGAGGUUUGGCGAGCAGUACAGAGAGGGGAUAAGCCAUCACCAACAGUGAUUCCAUACAAUCUCUCUGAUCCAUUUAACGAGAAGCAUAUUGUGACAUCACCACUGAAGAGUGCUGAAGAAACAUAUGAGGAAAUCAGUCAAAAGACAAAAGCUAUUCCUGGGGAGAGUCCUCCUGAUAUUGAGCCACUUUAUGGAGGGAUGUCCAUAGAGGACUAUCUUUAUGGAUCCUUAGUGGAGGAGCCUGAAAUGAAGAUGGGGGAAUCUCCAGAGGAUACAAGCUCUGAGUGUCUCAAACAUCUUAGGUCUCCAGAGGAGGUCUAUGAGAAGAUGAUGCAGAAAAAGAGAGAACUGAUGAUGAUAGAGCAAGAGUUCCAACAGGCUACAAUUGCCAUUGCAUCAUCCUCAUCGGGGGCUUCCGUCACUGGGCCUCCUUUGAUUGCAGAGACCUGUGUGGUGACCAUAGCCACAGAAGAGACAUCACCUACUGCACAAUUUGACAUGCUUCUUCCAGGCACUGAAACCUCUAGUGAAGUGCCAGUGAAGAGAAAGAAAAGACCUGCUCCACCGCGACCCACUGAACCCCCUAAGCGUUCAGAAGUGAAUGUUGUACUUAUUACACCUAGUGGAUCCAUUGGUUUUGCCAGGCCUAUGGUUCGUCAAGAUCCUUCACUCGGAAAGGCAUUGUUCCCCAUACCGGACCUCAAGAUUACCCGGUGCUCAUCUGGGGAGGAAGAGGAUGACAGUCUUGCACACGAGUAUGGUGUUGGUAUUUCCUCUGACAUUACGCCCAGUGAUGACUCUGAGACUAAAGAUUAUCCCUCCAUAAGCCCACCUUUGUCUGAAACCACAGAGAUGGAUCCUUUCGGUGUGGUCUGUGAAAUUCCAGAUCCACAACCUAUUCCAACUCCAAUUUCAGCACUAGAACUAACUACCACACCGUCCCCUGUAUCACCAUUGUCACCUCCAACUUCACCAGCCUCUCCAGAGUCCAGUAUGGCUUCUAAUGCUACAUCCUCAUCCUCACUCCAGGCUCAAACACCGCUUUCAUCGGAUUCAACUCCGCUGUCUACACCAACACAUCCAACUUUAUUUGUAAUCCAAUCACCUCAAGAUAUCUCACCAUCAUCCCCUAGCACAAUUGCAAAAGUACCGUCUACUGGGGCCUCCGUUUCUUACACCACUCUUACCAAAGUUAUAGCUACAAUGCCAUAUGUGGUGUCUGGUCCAUCCAAAGCUCAAACAGCUGCAGUAGGUCAAGGUAAGGCAUCUACAGCUGAAGCUUCAACUCCAGCCCUAUUGGGGAUGUGUAGUCCUGUCACUGUAGUGGUUCAGAAGCCGGACCUAGUUUCAUCUCCAUCUCAGGUGCCUAUUGUGGCUCCAGCUGUUGUACAGGUCUCAGCACAAAGACCAGCACCUGUUGUUGUCUCAGCUGUACCCCCAGUCUUAUUUACACCUGUACCUGUUACAGUCAACAAUGAAUCUUUAGCCCUAGUUGAUAUUGAUUCUGUCACUCAGGCAUCAUGCCCUUGGACAGUCAAAGACCAGAUGGUGCCUGACCUAGUUUCAACUACAUCUUCAAUCUUUGCACAAACCCCAUUACCGGUCUCAGCACUCGUAACCAGUCCAACUCAAGGCCAAGCCAAAGUGGUACACCCUUUCCGGACAGCCAUCUCACCAGUGAGCCCAGCUCCAGUACAACCAGCCCAGGGUCCAGUACCGUCUUCAGCAUCAACUAUUAUAACCAAAAAAAAGGUCCCUCCUCCUCCACCACCUCGGUCUACUUCAGUGUCAUUACCUAAGAGUAGUGCAGAAUUUCCACUUGUAAGGACUGUUCAGUAUGUCACCCCCACUAUGACCACCACCAUAGCUAACAGAGCCACAGUGACUGGUAAGCCAAUGCAAUCUGUAUUUGUGGAUAUACAGCCAAGAAUGGAAGACAUACAACCAGAUAGUGGGGCUGUACCUCAGGUAGUUACCCCAACCAGACAAGGGCAUGUAGUCAUCAUAGUGCCAAGUGUGGAAAACAAAUCUCUCCUUGAACAAACCCCACAAGAUAUGGCUGGCAAAGGAUCUGUUUCUGCUACUACUACUACUCUACCACAACGUAGUCAAAUGCCUUCAGAUAUACCCAGCACCAAUACAGAUUCAUUAUCCACUAAGUUGUCAGCAGCUUCAGCUUCACCCCUUAUGUCGAAACCUACAGCAGUCAUCGUCGAUCCAGUUGAAAUACUUGUAGCAGAUACAUCUCCAUCUUUUCCUACCAAUUUAACCAAACCAAUCGUGUAUCCAACACUGGUUCCCUCGUCAGUGACGAUUGCCACAGCAGCAAAAGCUUCUUAUACCACAGAUAGCCCUAAUCAAACUGCAAAGCCUCCUCCACCCAUACCACCUAAGCCUAUAUCAAUUCCAGCUGGACUGGUUUUCAGCCAUAAGCCAGGAGAGAGUGUCAAACCACCUCCACCUCACGUGGCUCCUAAAGCUGCUACACUACCUAGGAUCAAAGAACCUCCAAAUGCUCUGUCCCUCAGCCUUACUCGGCCAGUGGAGUCUAAGUUCAGUGCAACAUCUCCUAAGUCACCUAUGUCUCCCAGACAUUCUAAAUGUUUGCAAACCUAUGUAGUGAUAACCCUUCCAUCUGAGCCUGGCUCACCGACAGAGGUUAUAACAGUCCAGGCACCUGUAAGACGAGGCUCCAUCCCAUCUACAAAAGUCUCAGGGGUAAGGACCACACCUUCAGAGCAAAAAACAUUCACUGAGGCAUUCUCAGCACAGGCUACAGUUAGGAGGGCCUCCGUUCCCACUGUAAGGCACCCACCUCUAAUAUCCAUAGAUCCAACUCAGGCAGUCGAACAUGUAACUUCCUAUAAUGUUCUGGAUAAUAAAGUGUCAGCCAGGGGAGACUAUCUGCCUUCUGCGGUACAAUCACCAUUUAUUGCUGAUGUCAUGGUGGAGCCAUUAGGUCAGAAUACAUCUAUUCAGGCACAUAUUGUACCUCUUCCAAUUAAGAAACCAUGUGUGCAACAGCAGCAAUUAAUUACUCCGGAACUGCCACCACCUCAAACUAUGUAUGAGGUCCUCACAACGCACCCAGAGCCAAAGGUUGUUAUUCAACCACAAACCGUCCAAUCCGCAACACAAUCCCAGUGUUUACCACUUUUUGCUCCUCAUGCACCAAUAACAAUUGUACCUUCGCAGCGACAGCCUUUGACAGAAGCUGUUGCUUUACCACUGCAGACUGAGGUAACUUUAGUUGCACCACUCCCCCAAGAUAGACCAGCUGCAAUUUCCACAACUGUUCUCAAUCCACAAGUUGCAGCUCAAAUAAAAAUGCCAAACCAGGAACAGUAUUUGCCUACUCAUGGCAUGGUAACUGAGACAGUUGUGGUUAAAUCACAAACACCAGUAGUGAGUCAGCUAAUUCCUCUUCAACAGCAAUUUGCAUUAGUUGAAUUGAUCCACUCUACAGAGCAACAAGUACCUACAGUUUUCAGCCAGACUCCCACCAUUGCAGAAAUCCCAUUAGCACCACCAACAUUUUGUCCUUUAGAAGUUCUAUCUUCCCAGCACCCACUGCUCAUUGAUGAAGUGUUGUCCUUUCCUACAAGCGAAGUACCUAAAGAGAUUAUUAUAUCCGAGAAUGCCGUUAGAACACCUGGAUUAGCAGCAGUAUGUCCAGUUCCUCAACCUCAAUCUUUCAUUGUUGAAAUGACUCCAACAUUACAGGUAGCUGAGCUAAUGCCACUAACUACCGUAGCAAAUGUGAUAACUCCUACAAGUGUGAAUUUGACACCAUCACCUCUAGCAAUGCACUUCCAACCAAUGGACGUACAGCCAGAUGUACCUAUUCAACAAGUAUAUCGAGCAAUUACAUCAACGGUCAUGUCACCUUCAACGCCACCUCCGGAGGUUAUAUCAUUGGAACCUGAAUAUGAGACAAUCACAGAGAUCAUACCAAAGGACAGUGAUUUAAGAGCUUCAAUGUCAUCAUCAGUGUGGCAGCCCCAGGCAGCUGCGGGGAUGCCAUAUGGAGUCAUUUCAACUAGGGAAAAUACAAGGGGAAGGAGGGAAUCUAUGUCAGGCAUAGUUCAGCCAACAUACACCAUAAUUGAAAUGUAUACUCAUCCAUAUGAAAUGCCCAACCAGGGGACAAUUGAGGCUUUUGCUGCCACCAGGAGAGAAUCAAUAACCAUCCUGCCAUCUUUACCAUUGCCACAUGUAGUAAAUAUGCCAGCUGAAAAAGAUAUUCCUAUUGAUGGUUAUGCGGUUCAAAGCCCCUACAGGAGAGGAUCCAUUUAUUCAACAGAACCAAUACCACAAGUAUCAACCUAUUCAUCAGAAUAUGAAUAUCCUCUGGAGGUAAUAUCCGCUGAAGCAUAUACCAGGAGAACCCCAAUACCCACUGCACAGGCCAUUCCACAGGCUGCAUCUGUGGCUCCAGUCACUAUCACUAAAAUUCAGCAGGAGUCUAUUGAGAGUCAAGAGAUUCGAGGACCAGAACAGGUGGUCUCAAGUAUGAGUUACAUGUAUUCUUCUUCAAUUUCUACUUCAGGCCAGCCUCCUGAAAGCCUGCCAAGCCUUGUAACUCAGGUGGUCACUACUGAAGUCCAAAGGACCACUGUAUCCGUUGUUCAUGAAAGACUUCCACAAAUCCCUCAACACAGUGUAGCAAUCGCCAUCCAACCAUACGUAGCUAAAGUCCAAGCUCUGACAAAACACAAUGCAAAGAGAAUUUACCCGGGUGAUGUUGUUGAUUUACGAACCAUGAAGGUUGACAUAAAGAUGACUGAACAAGGCAUGGACCUAACGCCACCUGAGUCAUGUCGACAGUCAUUUUCAAGUGACUGUAGUGGUUGCCAAAUCACAGCAGUGCAGCCUGAGAUAGUAAAUCUUAGUGCAGAGAUAACCCCUGCAACCACGCUGUCUGUGGUCACAGACAGCAUAACAAUAGUCGCCUGCACAGCCACCAUUGCCUCAUAUAACAGUACUCCAGCUGAGAAACCACUCGAUUUGCAAGGUCAUGUUUCGUCAUUGCCACUGCCUCUCACCACAAACAAACCAUUCGAACCGCUUGCUCAGAUCGUCUACAGACCUGUGAAUACCCAGCCUUUAGCCAGUGCUCUAGCAUCCGCAGCUCAAGACCUGCCCAUUAAUCUUUCCUUUGGAGCCUUGGUCUCCUCAGGUGGCGAAGAGCCAAUGACUUCCCCACUAUCUAUCAGAAACGAAGAUGCUGUGCUUUCUCUGGAGGCCACUGGGGCUAUGGAUCUGUCAAACUACAGACCAGUGAGAGCUAUGGUAGCUUUGUCUAACACAAGCCCUGGAGUGGUGACGACUGUUGUAGAAGAUGAUGGGACUCCAGUUGACCUUACAGCUGGUAGCAGGAUUGUUUGCUGUGAUGUUAUUUAUAAGCUACCCUUCACAGGAAGCUGCAGAACACAGCCACCUGUUACAAGUCAACCUGACAAUCGUUUUGGCUAUAGUGAUGACCACUAUCAAUAUGAUAAUGCUGGACUGUAUGGUUUCCAAGUUAUGAAUGAUAUACAAGCCUCAAUGUCUGAGACCAACCUGACAGAGGCAGGACUGUUUUCCUAUGAUCCCAGGAAUGACUAUGACCAUCUCAGUAGAUCUUCAGAUGGCGCUAUGGACCUCACUGCUGCCAAACUUUCUUCUGGUAAAGCUCUAGACUACACUAGCAAAUCUACUGGAUUCUACCCUGGGACGAUUGCUGCUCCAGUUCCAUCCACAAAUACAAUUACAACUCAACCGGGCUCUAUCUUUAGCACCGCCUUACCACCUACAACAACAGUCCAGAACCAGUCAUCGCCUUAUCCAUAUGGCUUUAUUCACAGUACAGACCCUGGACAGAUAAUAACUUUUGACACAGAAAUACCUAAAGAUCUUCUACCCACAGCUUUGGCUGACAUCAUUACAGGCUAUCCGGACAUGUACUCAGACGCCACCCUGGAAGCAAUUGCUGCCUCUCUGGAUGCCUUAGCCUCUUCCCCAAUAUUCCCAGGGUUAGACAACACCAAGAUGGCUCAGUAUCAGAUGGAAAGGGAGUUUCUAGAGCUGGAGAAGCUUAAGCAGCUUUGUCUUGCUGAGGAACUGGAGUGGGAGAGGCAAGAGAUCCAGCGUUACCGUGAAAAGGAGCAGCUAAUGGUCCAGAGGGAGCUUGAGGAGCUUCAAGCACUGAAACAGCAGCUUCUUAUGCAGCAAGAAGAAGAGCACCAUGCCCACAUGGUAGCCCAGCAGGAGACCUAUGCUCAGCAAGAAGAGCAGUUGCAGCAAAUCCAACAACUCCAACUGCAACUCCAACGCCAGCUUGAUGAGCACUAUGGUAGCACUGGUCACACAGGAAACUUCUUACAUGCCAAAUAUGCAGGGGUGGGGGACAGUGGCCAGUACUGGCCUGUCAAAGAUGAGUCUACUGUCUCUAUUGGUACACAUUUAGAAGAAAGUCAGGAUCAGUUUAAUAUUGUAAAGGUCAUUCAAGCUGAACAGGAAGCAGGAAAAAAAAUUAUCGAUAGUGGAGUGCAGACAGAUGAUGAAGACUCAGCAGAGAAGCAACAUGUUGGAAGGAGAAAGAAAAAUAAGAGAAAUGUUGAGUGCUGCGCUCAGACUGAUGAUGAGGACCAAGAUGAAUGGGAUGCUCCCACAAAAGCUCGACGACGAUCUCGAAAACAUAGCGGCGAUGGGAGACACGGCUCCAAGGUCUCUAGUAUAGCUAUCCAAACAGUGGCAGAAAUAUCUGUCCAGACUGACCACUCUGGAGCUAUCAAACCACCUGGUGUCCACAUGGACACUAAGGUGGAAAUUAUCAAGCAUAUCUCAGCUCCAGAGAACUCUCAGAGAGGUGGCAGUCUUAGCUGUCAGACAGAAUCAGAUAGAAGUGUCACACCUAUUGAGGUGGGGUACAGCACACACCUAAGAGCAGAUGUCCCACUCAAGUCAAAAGUCUUCUAUACCUCAAUUUCCCCUGUGUCCCCGGAAAAGUCCCUUGGAGGGCAGAGAAUGUUGACUGCUGACCCAACCAGAUUUUCCUCUGGUCCUCGUAUGUUAAAGUCUAGUCAGAAGUCUGUGUCUGAUCCCAAAUCCCUUAGUCCCACCACAGAUGACAGGAUGGGUGGAUACUACGCAGACAGCUAUUCUAGCCGAAGCUCUCCAUCUGGGACAGGUAGGAAGGUCAAACGGACGCUUCCAGAUCCCCCUCCUGAGGAUGACUCUAUGGCAGGACAUGCAGGCUACAACAGCAACUCUGCACGUCGCCGUCUUGCCCGCAGUACAACAAUGGCUCGGGCAAAGAUCCUGCAGGACAUUGACAAGGAGCUUGAUCUGGUGGAAAGAGAAUCUUAUAAACUUCGCAGAAAACAAGCUGAACUAGAUGAAGAAGAGAAGGAGAUUGACGCCAAGCUACGCUACCUUGAGAUGGGUAUCAACCGGCGUAAGGAGGCCUUGCUGAAGGAGAGAGAGAAGAGAGAGAGGGCCUAUCUCCAGGGGGUGGCGGAGGAAAGAGACUACAUGUCAGACAGUGAAGUUAGCAACAUCAGAGAGUCCACUGACGGCCUGGAGAGACCACGGACAGCUCCCCAGUCGGAGUUUGACCAAUUCAUCCCCCCCCAGACUGAAGCUGAUUCCCAGUACAACACACUAACUAGUCCCUACUCUCACUAUGCCCAGUACGUUCCCCAGACCCAAACCACCAGCCACUACACUCAACAGAACCUAUAUCAGCAGCAGCAGUCCCUUUACCACCAACAGGCGUCUCCUUACACAAACCUAUCCCUCCCCCAUUACCAAGGUCAGUCUAGCAGCUACCAACAUGCGCUGCUCUUGCAGAAGGGAAAACAACGACGAUCCACCAUGUCCGAAUUAGAGCCUAAGAUCACCACCAACUAUGAAGUGAUACACAACCAGCAUCUGCUCAUUGUGCCAACCUCCACAGAAAGUGUUUAUGGAGUUGCAUACCUUGGGGAUAAGUAUGGCAGCUUGGACUUGAGGCUGGGGCUAGGGGAAAGGAGCAUGGCCUCUAGUCCCAUGUCAAGCAUUUCUGCUGAUUCUUUUUAUGCCGAUAUCGACAACCGCAAUUCCAGGAACUACGUGCUGAUAGAGGACAUAGGGGAGCUCACCAAGGCCUCAACGGGGCAGAGCAACACAGGCAUGGGUUCUGGAUUCAACAUUCCUGAUAAAGAGUUGUCCAAGGCAGACAGACUCCUCAGGGCAGCAGAAGUCAGGUGCACAGCAGAGGUGGCAGAUUUUUUAGGCUCAUCUCGACUUCAUAGUUAUGGCAAAGCAGAAGAUGAGGACAAUGGAGGAGCCUUAUGAGUUGAAGCUACUAAAGCAGCAGAUGAAGCAGGAGUUCAGGCGAGGAACUGAGGGACUAGAGAACCUAACUGCGCUAGGACUUCCCCAUCAUCUCCCCAGUGAUAGCAGUUUUC